CGUAUCCGUAUUCGAUUACUACGGUCAGACAUGGUACAACAAACACAUUCCAGAGCGCUGGACGGAUUGACAGGAAACGAGGGAGCCGUGACCGCGACCGCAAACGGAGAUAUUGUACGACAUGAUGGCUCUUUGUCUUUGACUCACCUCCUCUUCUAACCAUCGCCCGUCACCUUUCCUCUCUCCCUCACCAUCACCCUCAUACAUGCCGCGUACAAGAAGCCAAUAUACGCUUUCAAUCUCUCGUUUCAACAUGUCCACCAUGUCAGACUUCGAACUCGUGCUCUGGAUGACCGUCCUCUCCAUGCUCAUCUAUUACUCACUUAAGUACAUUACCAUCGAACUCCAGCCCAUAUUCGCGAUCAUUCUCCCGCCAAUCCGCGCCCUCAUCUUCCUUGUCACCGCCCUUCCAUGGAAGUUUUUUGGCUUCGUCGCACUCAACCUCUUCUGCCUCGAAUUGGAUGAAGCCGCCUUACUCACCUGGCAUACCUGUCUGAUGGUAGUGCAGAUCCGGGAGAAUAUACUCGCAACGAUUAUAGGCGAUGAGAAACAUGACAGAGUGAUCUGGGCCCCGUGGCAGCCGGCAAGCUUACUCACUGGACUGGCAUACGUGGCGAGACAGAAUGGAUUAUAUCUGUCGGUGAGAACAAACACCUUCAUUGCCGGAUUUGUAGCAACGGCUCAAUGGAUGGCGGAAGAGUAGACAUCAAAGUAAAGUGGAUUGUUCGGGACAUGUAUUGUAUCUUGUAUCUUGUAGUAGGUCGUAACCGUUCAAACUUCAGGCGUAUUAUAACAGAGGACCGUUUAUCCGGAUUCGGCAAUAACAGUAAUAACCUUCAAAGUAACUAUACAUUAACAAUAGAUCGUCGCGUCUCGUCUUCAAUUCUUCAAGUACUGCGUUCCUUCAUCCCAUAUAUCUUACCCUGUAAUCCUCAUUGUCGUCGUCUUUGUAUCCUCCUACCUUACAACGGACGUAGAGUCUAUCCAUGUCGGUGCUGUG
Molecule: messenger RNA, 1000 nt
Organism: Pseudovirgaria hyperparasitica
Lineage: Eukaryota; Fungi; Ascomycota; Dothideomycetes; Acrospermales; Acrospermaceae
Exons: 1
Coding region: 206-703 (165 amino acids)
Source: RefSeq, a predicted model, not a curated record